This is a messenger RNA of Oppia nitens, 1667 nucleotides long. Its product is annotated as loricrin-like. NCBI's taxonomy places the organism in Eukaryota, Metazoa, Arthropoda, Arachnida, Sarcoptiformes, Oppiidae. The record is from RefSeq and is a predicted model, not a curated record. Bases 10 to 1467 code for a protein of 485 amino acids. The transcript is spliced from 2 exons.
AAAGUUAGCAUGUUAAAAUAUUAUUUGUUUUGCCUAACAUUUAUCACUGUUUUUGUGUUUAUCAGUGCUUACUAUCCAAAUGCGGACUCAUUUGAUACGGACUAUAAUGAUGACAGAGUCGGCGGCAGAUAUCCAUCGAUUGGCCAAAGAUCGGGUGGUAGUAGUGAUGGCGGACGCAGAAAACUGCCAAACGGUUGGGCCGGCACACCGGUAGGGGGUAGAAGUUUGAUUGGCGGUGGCGGUGGUUAUGGUGGUGGUAGACAGUAUGGCCGCCAUCAUCAUCGUCAAAGUGGAGGACACAUGAGGAGGUCAGGCGGUAGUGGCGGUCAUGGAUACGGCAGUAGUCGUCGAAGAUAUAAUGAUGGCUACAAUGACUACUACAACGAUGACGACGACGCCGGUAUCAGUAGUUAUUCAUCGCUGGGCGACAGUAGUGGUGGUAGUAGUGGUGGUCGUCCCUAUAAACAGGCCCGUAUGUCCGGUCCGGACCUAUAUCACGAUGAACAGGGACCACACUACGAUAAUGACAAUCCACGUUUGGCUAAACCAGUUAUCAGUUAUUAUCCUAGAUAUGAUGGCAAUCAGAUAACUGAUAAACAGUAUAAAAAACUAUUGAACAAAUAUAAGCAACAAUCAAAAGCUAACGGUGCUGCUGGUAGUGCUGCUGCUGCUGAUCCACAUCAUAAAGCACAUGGAGUUGCUGUCGAUAUUGGUAUCAGUAGUUAUUCGGGUCUAAACUCUAUGGAUAGUACCGACAGCAGCGGCAGCGGCGGUGGCGGCGGUGGUGGCCAUCAACAACAAAGCGGGCAACGGCGGCCAUACAAGAUGUUAGUAAUGACAGGUCCGGACCUAAGUCAGGACGAACAUGGCCUACAUUAUGGCAAAUCAAUGGCUAAGCCGGUGAUUGGCUAUCAUGAUGGCCAGGGGAAUAGGGUUAGCAAACAGGAAUACGAACUACUGGUCAGUAGGUAUAAUAGUGGUAGUAGUACUGGUGGUGUGGGUGUUGGUGGUGGUGGUGGUGGUGGUGGUGGUGGUAUCGGUGGUAUAGGCAAUGAUGAUGAACAAGGAGUCGCUACCGGCCGGCCCUACAAAGAAAUAGUAAUGUUAGGACCGCCUGUCUGGCGGGACGAACAAGGGGUACACUAUGACAAUAUGGCCAGUGAGCCAGUUAUUAGCUACUAUGAUGAACAAGGAAACAGUAUUAAUAAGGAACAGUACGAUAGACUGAUCAGAAAAUACCCGGGCGCUGAUACCGAUGAUACUAUCAAUUUUAAUGGCGGCCGCGGCCGCAGUCAACCGUAUAAAAAAGUGAUACUAACCGGUUCGGGUGUCUAUCACGAUGAACGUGGACCGCAUUAUGAUGACCACAAUAGUCAUCCUCCUCAGCAACCAGUGAUUGAAUAUUAUGAUGGAAAGGGAAACAGGAUUACCAAACGUGAAUACGAUUGGCUAAAACAUAAACAGUAGUAAUUUAUAAGAAAAUAGGUUGGUUGCAUAGGUAGGUGCUGAUGAUGAUGAUGAUGAUGAUGAUGGUGGUGCUGAUUGUGGGUGGGUUAGGUUUUUUUUAAUUUACUACUACUACUACUACUACUACUACUACUACUACUACUAAUACUACUACUACUACUACUACUACUACUACUACUACUACUACUACUACUACUACU